Bipolaris oryzae ATCC 44560 is the source of this 1539-nucleotide messenger RNA. RefSeq lists its product as uncharacterized. The transcript has 5 exons. Gene Ontology annotation, molecular function: transmembrane transporter activity. The record is from RefSeq and is a predicted model, not a curated record. Gene Ontology annotation, biological process: amino acid transport; transmembrane transport. Bases 1 to 1539 code for a protein of 512 amino acids. NCBI's taxonomy places the organism in Eukaryota, Fungi, Ascomycota, Dothideomycetes, Pleosporales, Pleosporaceae. Gene Ontology annotation, cellular component: membrane.
AUGUCGGAUACGCUUGAUGAGAAGAAGGUGCUGGAUAGUACCGCUACCAGCGAUGAUGAUGUGCUUGCGCAGCUGGGAUAUACCCAGGAGUUGAAGCGCAGUUUCGGACUGCUGGGUAUGGUUGGCUUCUCGUUUAGUAUCGUCACAUCAUGGACCGCACUAUCUGGUGUUCUUACCAUCGGCGUGGAAUCUGGAGGACCGCCAGUCAUGAUAUGGGGUUGGUUGUGUGUUUGCUUGGUCACGCUCGCAGUGGCGUAUUCCAUGGCUGAGAUGUGUAGCGCAUACCCGGUUGCUGGUGGCCAGUACAGUUGGGUUGCCAUACUAGCCCCUUCGCGCUGGGCUAAAUCAAUGAGCUAUCUUUGUGGAUGGUUCAUGUUAAUCGGGAUCAUAUGCAUGGGUUCAGUUAACAACAAUGUAGCUGCAAACUUCAUACUCGGGACCGCUCAACUAAACUACGGGUUCACCAUUGAACGCUGGCAUACCGUCCUAGUCACAUAUCUGAUCACAUGGAUCGCAGCCACCUCAAACAUCUACCUCCCUCAUAUCCUCAACAAGAUCUCCAAGGCUAUUUUCAUCUGGAACCUGACCUCGUUCGUUGUAUGCUUUAUCACCAUCCUAGCCACAAAUGACAAGAAACAGUCGGCGAGCUACGUAUUCAGCGACUUUCAAAACUUUACUGGAUGGAAUGCGCCAUACGCCACAUGUCUUGGGCUGCUGCAGUCGGCUUUUGGAAUGUGCUGUUAUGACGCACCAUCGCAUAUGACGGAAGAGAUCAAGGAUGCACGCAAGCAGGCGCCCCGCGCAAUCGUCAUGUCAGUGUACAUUGGCUUCUUUACUGGCUUCGCAUGGCUCGUCGCGCUGUGUUUCUGCAUUGGCGAUCUCGAAACAACGGCCAGCACACCGACUGGCGUGCCAGUCAUUGAAAUCAUGUUCCACUCUACAAACAGCAUCGCAGGGACAUCUACCCUGGCCUCAAUGAUAGGCGUAAUCACCGUCGUAUGUGCCAAUUCGCUCAUGGCAGAGGGAUCGAGGGCUGUCUAUGCGUUUGCGCGUGACAACGGUCUACCGUUUUCCAACGUGCUCAGCACUGUAUCCGAGCGAUCGGUUCCCGUGUAUGCAGUCUUGCUCACGACCGUUGUGCAAAUGGCUUUCAACUCUAUCUAUUUUGGCACAACAACUGGUUUCAAUACCAUCAUCGGCAUUGCUACCCAAGGAUUCUAUUUAUCAUACCUAAUGCCUCUUCUCUCCCGCAUUCUGGCACACUUUACGGGCAAAAAGACACGCCUAGAAGGCCCUUAUUCGCUCGGAAGAUGGGGCAUCGUGCUUAACAUCAUCGGCUUCUUGUACCUCACCUUUGUAUGCGUGGUUUCAAACUUGCCCACCGUUACACCUGUGACGAGCGAGAAUAUGAAUUACACGUCUGCUGCCACUGGCGCGGUGAUGCUGCUUAGCCUGGUGUUUUGGAUCAUGACGGGCAGGAAGAAGUUUACGGGGCCGGCGCAUGGUGGUUUCGUGGAUACGAGCAGGCUGGCUGCGUAG